UAAAGGACGUGGAGAGCGCGCAGGAGAGAACCCGGAAGUGGGGCGCCGCAGGUAAUGUCGCGGGAGACCCAGAACUGGGCCCUGGCCGGCUCGGCCCCCGCCCCGGACUGGAUGGAGGAGCCACGGCGCGGGAGUGUCAGGGCCCAGAUCCAGGCAGCCGAUGGAAGGGAACACCCCUGAUGGCACAGGCCCCAUGCACGUGCCGUUUGGGCACGUUGUGGCCAAUGAGAAAUGGCGCGGGUCGCAGCUGGCACAGGGGAUGCAAGGAAAAAUUAAACUCGUUUUUGAGGAUGGCCUGACACCGGUAGAUUUUUACUUGUCUAGCAGAUCCUGCAUUCUUUAUAUCACCGAAGCUGAUUUGGUGGCAGGAAAUGGCUACAGAAAGAGACUUGUUCGGGUUAGAAACUCCAGCAAACUUCAAGGGAUUGUAGUAGUUGAGAAAACUCACAUGAGUGAACAGUACUUUCCAGCCGUACAGAAAUUUACUGUGCUGGAUCUGGGGAUGGUGUUGCUUCCAGUGGCCAGCCAGACGGAAGCGUCCUGUCUCAUUAUCCAGUUGGUUGAAGAGCAAACCAAAGAGCCCAGUAAGAACCCUUUACUCAGGAAGAAACGAGCUCUGAUCUCCGAGCCAGCCCUCCUUCGAACUGUGCAACAGAUCCCAGGAGUCGGGAAAGUUAAAGCUCCUCUCCUGCUCCAGAGGUUUCCAAGUAUCCAGCAACUAAGUAAUGCUUCCAUCCAAGAACUGGAGCCGGUGGUUGGACAGUCAGUGGCCCAGCACGUUUAUGCGUUCUUCACCCAGUCCAGGUGAUGGCUCUUCCCACGGCAUCUCCUUUACACCACGAAACUACAGGAUCUUGUUUUCUUUCACAUUAAGAAACAAUAUUUCCUCUCACAGAAACUAGGGAAGGAUGACGUGAGGCCUGAAUGGCACCUGCCAGUUGUCCUGCCCUGCUUUCUGGGCUCAGGUAUUUACUUCAGGUAGUGUGCCCCAGAUGGCACUGCCCGCACCCUGCUAGCAUGAAGAGGGCUGGUGGACACCUUCCUAAGGGAGUCGGUUUAAACAGGGACUCUCAAGAUUCAGCAAAAAGCCGGCUUGGGCAGAUUUUAAUGUGUGACCCUCACCUGUAUCUAUCAUGGAAGGUGGUGGAUGUGACCGUCUAAAGGAAACAAACCUACAAUGAAUGAAGCACUGUGUACCAUAAGCCCCUUGUUCCUUCUGGCAGAGCCACUGUUCUUCAGGUCUGGUCUUAAUACACCUGUGCUUUGAGGGUGGCUGCCAGUGUAAACAAACAAUUGUCCUGCCUUUUUUCUUCCUUCCUUCCUUUCUCCCUCCAUCCCUCCCUUCCGGGUAGCUGCACAGUUUGUUUGUAAUCACUGAGCAUGACUUCUGAACACAGAAAGCCUGGAGUCCAGAGUUCCCAUUUUAAAAUAAAAAGCGAAUGUGUGUGAGGGAGGGAAAGAAUGUGUUUGUAAAUGUAUAGCCCAACAAUGGGAAGAGAAAAGGUUAAAUGGCAGGUGCAGCUGCAUCCAGAGAGGAGAGCCUAGGGAUGAAAAUGUACAACUGCUCAUUCAAAAAAUAAAUACAAUUAAAGAGGCUAUAUGUUUUCAGGGAUACUAAGAUAACUUGAGAGCUAAGUCCUGUUUUGUGAAAUGUUAGUAAUUUUUAAAAAUCAAAUACAAUAACAUUUUGUGCAUUAGGGUAAAAAUGAUUUGAAAGAGGAGGGAAUUAAAGUGAAAUCAAAGUGGAAACCAUUAACUCAGGCAAAUGAAUGCAUUUAUGUAAAUAUUUAUACAAAAAUAGCCCUAAGAGCAAUGGAUACACUUUCCCAAAUAUGGUUGUUUCCCUUUUGAUAUUACACACUAGAAAAUAUUUAAGUUUGUUAAUUCUCAAAAUUACACGUCAAUGGUGUAUUUUUAAAAGCUAUAUAACUUGUACUAUGCCAACAGUGAAUCUUAUUAGAGUCACAGUGUCAUCCAACAUAUAGCAAGAGAAAUCAGUUGGUAAGAAUGUCAUUUUAAAAAGUCAAAUAGAGCUCUAAACUUGAAUCAUUUACAUCCUGACCUUAUACAAUGUUUUUAACCCUUCCUAAAGACUCUUAAAAUAUACAACUAUGUACUUUCUACUUUAAACAAAAUGAAAAAUGUUUUGAGUAUCAAACAGUAUAUUAUCUACCUUGUAGACAGCAUCUUCAUCUAACACUGCCACUGUGUUAGCGACUUUUAAAUGACAUAAAAUAGAAGAAAAGUUGCUCCUAAAUGGUUGUUUAUCUAAUAAGUCAUGACAAAUUUGGCACUAGACUUUAUCUGGAAACAGCAUUCAUAUUAUUUAGAAAUAAUAGUAAAAUCUUGUUGUUUUAGGUUAAUGAAUUCCCCUUAGGAAGGAGCUCUUUGGGACAGUUUUUAGUAACACUAAUUUAAGUCUAUCAUUAUUGUCCCUUGCCCUGCCUUAAUUUGGGGUCAUCUGAAUUCUGAGUUAAGGAAUUAUCCAUCUAUCACCCAAGUCUGGAAACUUACAAAUAGGACCAGUAUAGGAAAUCCUAAUUUAACUCUGAUAGUAAGUAGCUAAGAGUCUUAAUUAUAGUCGUUAAAAACAGCCAUAUGUCCACAUUAUUCUAUUUACAAUACUUUAUAUAAUAAAUAACUUGCAGCAAUAUGGUGAGACUCCCCUAAUAAGUUUGUUUUCCACAAAUUUCUAGAGGUUUCUUGUUACUGUCAUUCAUAAAAACAUAUCAAUUGUAGGUUUACGCUGUGAGAAAAUGGGAUUUGAGAAUAUUUAGAAAUUUUCCGCUAUGGCACAAAUAUGAAGGCCCAGUCAGCACGGGAAACGCUUUUGUUUCCUCACGUUAGUACAAAGAACUGUCGGAGGUGAGAAGGCUGAACGGAGAGGGGAGCUUCUUCUUGACCGGAGGCCCCGCAACCCUGACCCCAACCGAUGGGAGGCACAAGGUGCUCGCCGACUUCUGUCUGUUCUUGUUGGUGUUCCAACUCAAAAAGGACAGCUUUUUCGAGAUUUUCUUGGUUUUAUCAGUUUUAUCAUCAUCAUCUGUGGCUAAGCAGAUCAUGGAGUAAGUUUUCUGCAUUCCCACAGAGUAUGUGGCACAUUUACUAUGCUGCACACAGAAAAGGAAAGAGAAAGGUGUUAGAAGUCAAGAUGUCAGAGAAACGAUUGCGAAGUUUGAGACUCAGAUUCUGCACUCAUAGCAUCCUCUUUAAAGUUACGUUGACAUAAUUCUGAAACUCAGUGACAAAUGCUUAUACAGAAUUAGGUUCUUAACAACAAGGACAAUUCUUAAGGAAUAUACUCAGUAGUAGUAAUUUAGGCUAGAGACCACUACCUUUUAAGGUUAUUACAUUUGAAAAAGUAAUAUAUACUCAUGGUCAAUGAUAUGAAAAUGCAUGAGGUGAACAGUAGGUGUCCCUCCUACCUGGGCUUUCAGGCUCUUCCCCUGAGGUAACCACUAUCUGCUACACUUUUAGAGAUAACAUUCAUGUACAGGUAUUGAUUGAUAUGUGCGUAAGUAUAAAUCACCAUUUGUCUUUCCUUAGGAAUACACCACACACACUUGUCCGCACCCUGCUUUCUUCACUUAAUGUAUCCUGGAUUUUAGCGCACACCAACAGAUACAGAUCAACUUCAUUCCCUUUAAAGACAGUACAGGGUCCAUGUGAUGAGGAUAUUAAAUUUUUCCAAUUUUUUAAACGUGAAAUAAACAUAACAUCAAAUUUA
Lagenorhynchus albirostris (white-beaked dolphin) is the source of this 3727-nucleotide messenger RNA. RefSeq names its product FA core complex associated protein 24 (gene FAAP24). Gene Ontology annotation, biological process: interstrand cross-link repair. The coding region runs from base 161 to 808 and encodes 215 amino acids. Gene Ontology annotation, cellular component: Fanconi anaemia nuclear complex. Gene Ontology annotation, molecular function: chromatin binding. The record is from RefSeq and is a predicted model, not a curated record. Lineage: Eukaryota; Metazoa; Chordata; Mammalia; Artiodactyla; Delphinidae. The transcript has 5 exons.